Messenger RNA from Marmota flaviventris (yellow-bellied marmot), 4388 nucleotides. The record is from RefSeq and is a predicted model, not a curated record. Lineage: Eukaryota; Metazoa; Chordata; Mammalia; Rodentia; Sciuridae.
GAGUGCCAGCCUUGGGUACAAGAGAGGCCAGAGAACUGCCAGGCACUGCCCCUGUGCCAGAGCACUGCAGGGAGAUGCACCAGCCCGACGACGACAGCAGCAGCGACAUGACCAGUGACGAUGAGAUGAGCCCCAACAGAGGAGCCCCACCACCUAGACCAGGCCGCUCGUCCAGCAGUGACCGGGAGCGGGAAUGGGACCGGAGGGGCCGGAGCCGAGACACGGAGCUUCGAGACCGCUGGUUGUACACCAGGAGCCCUAGAAGCAGGCUGCCUCAGCGGGAUCUUUCCCUUCCUGUGAUGACGAAAAGAAGAUUUGGAAUUGAAAGAGAUGACAGGGACUCGAUGGAUUAUGAGUCCCGCUCCCAGGAUGCGGAAUCAUACCAGAAUGUCGUGAACCUCAACCAGGACAGGAAACCUCAGAACCCAGUCCAGGACAACAUGGAGAACUACAGGAAGUUGCUCUCUCUGGGGGUACAACUUGCUGAAGAUGACCGCCAUUCCCACAUGACCCAAGGCCACUCAUCAAGGUCCAGGAGAAGUGUCUACCCAAGCACCAGCCGAGGUCUGAAAACCAUGCCUGAAGCCAAGAAGCCCUCUCACCGGCGCGGAAUUUGUGAGGACGAAUCUUGCCAUGGAGUGAUAAUGGAGAAGUUCAUCAAGGAUGUGUCACGUGGCCCCAGAUCAGGAAGAGCAAGGGAGCCGGAGGAUCGGCCACAGAGGCUCCCCAGAAUGCCAGAUGAUACCUGGAAGGACGCUGCCUUCAGCAGGAGGGAGUCAGUGAUCCAGGAGAGGGGUUCUGAAGGGAGUGCCUUCAGGGGGGGCUUCAGGUUCAACUCAAGCCUUGUUUCCAGAAAGAGAGUUCUGGAAAGAAAAAGGCGCUAUCAUUUUGACACAGUCCAUGAUCAUAAUGGCUGUGCCAGAAAGAAGCCCUUUGACUGUGGCAGUGAGAUGAGAAAGGCCAUGAGCAUGAGUAGCCUAAGUGGCCUCGGCUCCUCCUCCUAUUCCGAGUCACAGUCAGUGGACUUUGGGUCCAUGGCGUAUGUGUGUGAUGAGUGUGGGCGGUCAUUCAGUGUCAUCUCAGAGUUUGUCGAGCACCAGAUCAUGCACACCAGAGAGAACCUCUAUGAGUAUGGGGAGUCCUUCAUUCACAGUGUGGCAGUCAGUGAGGUUCAGAAAGGUCAGGUUGGAGGGAAACGCUUCGAGUGUAAGGAGUGUGGGGAAACCUUCAAUAAGAGUGCUGCGCUGGCUGAGCAUCGGAAGAUCCAUGCUAGAGAGUGCCGUGCAGAGCGCAGGGAGCAGGAGCACGAGGAGACCGUCAUGCCUAGCCCAACCUUCAGUGAGCUUCAGAAGAUAUAUGGCAAAGACAAAUUCUAUGAGUGCAGGGUUUGUAAGGAAACCUUCCUUCAUAGUUCCGCCCUGAUUGAGCACCAGAAGAUCCACAACAGAGGGAAGUUUGGAGAAGACAGAGAUAAUGAGCGUGAGCCUGAGCGUGAACAUCGGGAAACUUUCAUGCCCAACGCAGCCCUGAAGGAAUUUCAGAAAAUGUAUGAUAAGGAGAGGAUCUAUGAGUGUAAGGUUUGUGGGGAGACCUUCCUUCAUAGCUCAUCCCUGAAGGAACAUCAGAAAGUCCACACCAGAGGAAACCCAUUUGAAAACAGAAGCAAAGUGUGUGAGGAAACCUUUAUUCCUGGUCAGUCCCUUAAAAGGCGUCAGAAGACUUACACCAAGGAGAAGCUCUUUGCCUUCACAGAUGGCAGGGAUGCCUUCAUGCAAAGCUCCGAUCUCAGCGAGCGUCAGAAAAUCCAUGCUCGGAAGAACUUCUUUGAAAGCAGGGCAUACGAGAAAUCUGUCAUUCACAGCACGCCCUUCACCGAGUCUCAGAAGAGUCACACUAUAACAAGACCCCCUGAAGAUGAGGAGGAUGAGAAGGCGUUCACCAUCAGCAGCAACCCUGAUGAAGACCAGCGGGUGUCCACCACAGGGCGAUUCUACAAGAGUUCUGUGAUCCACAGCUUUACCCCUGCUGAGACUCUGAGAAGUCACAGUGUAGCAGGGCCCAGUCAACUAAAAGCAGUCGCAGAGUCCACCAUUCAGAGCUCAGCUGCCGCUAGGAGCGCCUGUGAAGGGAAGGAGCACAAGAGGUCUGUCAUCCAUAGCCUGGCUGCUCCCAGACCCCUGAAACGUCACAGUGGAAAUGGGCAAAAUGAAUGUGAUGAGAAGGGAGAAUCCUCCAUUUAUAUCUCAGAUCUUAAUAAUAAGCGACGGAAGAUUGCUGCCAGAGAGAACCCUUCUGAAGCGGGUAAGAAUAACAACUAUAAGGAUUCUGUUAUGCCGAGUGUAUCUCAUGCUGAACCUCAAAGAAGUCUCGCUGGAGAGGGAUCCAGUGAAUUCAAGCAAGAUGCCAAAUUUUCUCUUCCCAGCUCAAAUGUCCGUGAACACCAGAAGGCGCGUGCUAAAAAGAAGUACAUCGAACACAGGGGCAACGAGACCUCUGUAAUCCAUUCCCUACAUUUUGGUGAACUGCAAACAGUUCGCCCUAGAGAGAAGCUGUAUGAAUGUCAGGAAUGUGGGGAGUGCUUUGCUCGUAGCUCUGACCUCACUGAGCACCAGAAGAUUCACAAUAGAGAGAAGCCCUCUGGAAGUAGAAUUUAUGAGCGAUCUGUCAUUCGCAGCUUGGCCCCUACUGACCCUCAGACGAGUUAUGCCCAAGAGCGCUAUGCUGAAGAGCAAGCACGCUACAAACGUAGAGAGUCAGGGCAGAGCUCUGCUUUCAGCAGCUUCUUCCGUGCACGUCAGAACAUCUACACCCAAGAAAAGUCCUCUGGCAAGGAGCCCCAUGGUGAGGAGCCGCAUGGUGUAGAAGCCCAUGGUGAGGAGACCCACCAUCAGGAGAUGGUUGAAGACACUGUCAUUCAGGGGUCAGAUCUGGAGGAGCCCCAGAAGGAUGACCCAAAUGACACAAUCUAUGAAUGUCAGGACUGUGGGCUGGGAUUUGCGGAUCUCACAGAUCUCACAGGUCAUCAGGAUGUCCACAUCAGAAAGAGUGUUGACAGUAGCAAAGACACAGAGUCUCAAGUUCACGUCCAUUCCAUCAAUGAGUUUUCGAAGGAGUUCACUGGUGAGCAGCUCUUUGAAUGCCCAAAAUGUGGGGAAUCUUUUAUUCAUAGCUCCUUCCUUUUUGAGCAUCAGAGAGUCCAUGAGCAAGACCAGCUGUACUCCAUGAAGGGAUGUGAUGAUGGUUUUAUUUCCCUCUUGCCUGUGAAGCCACGGAGGAAUCGUGCUGCGGAGAGGAAUCCUGCUCUUGCUGGGUCGGCCAUUCGAUGCCUUCAGUGUGGACAGGGCUUCAUUCAUAGCUCUGCUCUCAAUGAGCACAUGAGACACCACAGGGAGGAUGAAUUACUGGAGCAGAGCGAGAUGGCUGAGGAAGUCCUCAUUCAUGGCUUCGCCCUCACCGAGUUCCAGGGAAGUGAGACCGAGGAGAAGCUCUUUGAAUGCACAAUAUGUGGAGAGUGCUUCUUCACUGCAAAAGAACUUGGCGAUCACCACACCAAGGUCCACAAGGAUGAGCCCUAUGAAUAUGGGCCCUCCUACACUCACACUUCAUUCCUUGCAGAGCCCUUCAGGAAACCAAUGCCAUUCUACGAGUGCAAAGACUGUGGGCAGGCCUUUAUCCACGACACGGUCCUAACCAAGCACACGGUGUUUCACCCUGAGGAAGAGGAGGAGGAAGAGGAGGAGGAGGAAGAGGAGGAAGAAGAAGCUGCUGCUGCCCAGGAAGUUGAAGCCAAUGUCCUCGUUCCACAAGAAAUCCUGCGAAUUCAGGGGUCAAACAUAGAAGCUGCUGAGCCAGAGGUGGAGGCUGCCGAGCCCGAGGUGGAGGCUGCCGAGCCCGAGGUAGAGGCUGCCGAGCCAAAUGGAGAGGCCGAAGGGCCAGGAGGAGAGGCCGCAGAGCCCCACGGAGAAGCCGAGCAGCCAAUUGUGGAUGCAGAUGAGCCAGAUGGUGUAGGGAUUGAAGACCCGGAGGAGGGAGCCCAAGGGCCAGAAGGAGAUGCCGACGGGCCUGAGGGCCUAGGAGUGGGAGAUCCGGAAGAGGAGGGUGAAGACGAGGAGAUUGAGGUGGAAGAGCCCUAUGAUGGCUACAAGGAGUGCACAGAGACCUUCCCGUGCAGCGCAGCCUUGGGUGGGCCCCUGAAGGCCCAGGCCAGCAUGGUCAUGCUGGAGCCCGCGGGCGCCCCCGGGGAGUGCUCAGGCUACAUCCAGCGUGCCAGCACCAGCACUGGAGGCACCCAGCCAGCCGACGAGAAGCACUUCAGAUGUGAUGUCUGUGGGCAGCUCUUCAGUGACCGCCUGUCCCUUGCCAGGCACCAGAACAGCCACACUGGCUAA